Messenger RNA from Metarhizium brunneum ARSEF 3297, 873 nucleotides. RefSeq names its product 4'-phosphopantetheinyl transferase NpgA (gene npgA). Lineage: Eukaryota; Fungi; Ascomycota; Sordariomycetes; Hypocreales; Clavicipitaceae. Gene Ontology annotation, cellular component: cytosol. Gene Ontology annotation, molecular function: holo-[acyl-carrier-protein] synthase activity; magnesium ion binding. The record is from RefSeq and is a predicted model, not a curated record.
AUGAGUCAGCCCCUCGUCCUUCAAUGGAUCCUCGACACACGGACGCUCUGGCCCGAAGCCACAGCCACCAAGGACCUCGAAACAGCGGCAAGCCGGGCCCUCUCCCUGCUCACCCAUGAAGAACGCGCCUCCGUCCUAAAGUACUACUUCGUCAAGGACGCCAAGCUAGCACUGGGCUCGGCGCUGCUCAAGCGCCACGCCAUCUCGUCCACGCUCCGCAUCCCCUUCUCAGCGGCGACGCCCACGCGCGCACCGCCCGGCUCCAAGCCCGUGUUUUUGCGGCCAGACGGGUCGGAGCCGCUCGUCUUCAACGUCUCGCACCAGGCGGGCCUCGUGGCCCUCGUCGGGGUGCUGCGGCGGAGCGCGGACGGAGGAGGCGUGGACGUCGGCGUGGACGUCGUGUGCCCCGGGGAGCGGCGGGAUCGCGACCACGCGCUCAUCGCCAAGGACGGGUGGCCGCGGUACGUGGACAUGCACGAGAGCGUCUUCGCGGCCGCCGAGUGCGCGCGGCUGCUGGACCUGGGCCGCGAGGUCGGCCGGGACGAGGCUCUCGAGUACUUUUACGCGCUGUGGUGCUUGAGGGAGGGCUAUGUCAAGAUGACGGGGGAGGCGUUGCUCGCCGAGUGGUUGGCGGAGCUGGAGAUGAGGAAUUUCGCGCCGCCGGACGGGGUUUCAGACGGGAGGCCGCCGCUGGAGGUUUGGUUUCGCGGCGCGAGGGUUGGGGGCGACGUGCAUGUGAGGCUCGAGAGGUAUUUGGCUGAUUAUAUGAUUUGUACGGUUGUCAGGGGGGAUGUAGAGGGCGGUUUGGCAGGUGGGUUUGAAAGUUUGAAUUUGAAUGCGCUUUUGGAUGCUGCUGAGAAGAGUAAUUUGUGA